Messenger RNA from Oreochromis niloticus (Nile tilapia), 1431 nucleotides. RefSeq names its product H-2 class II histocompatibility antigen, A-Q alpha chain-like. The transcript is spliced from 4 exons. Lineage: Eukaryota; Metazoa; Chordata; Actinopteri; Cichliformes; Cichlidae. The coding region runs from base 548 to 1273 and encodes 241 amino acids. The record is from RefSeq and is a predicted model, not a curated record.
ACAGAAGGUGUGUGCUUUUUAUUGAGGUUGUGACUGUGCCGUACUAGACAAUUAAAAUAUUAAAUGUGAGGGGAAAAAAAUCAUACAUGUUAAAAACAAACAUUAUGCUGAUGUGACUAUUCAAAGAAGAAACUGCACAAUAUAUUUACAUACAACACAAAAGAACUGUAAAAAUAUGAGUAUAUGACGCAAUCACAACAGGUCAAGAAAAAUUUACAACAGCUUUGUCCCGGUGGUAUUACUAUGAAUUGCUGUAUUUUUGUAAGAUAAAAAGCAGAGAAGCAAAAAACAAUUCUUGUUUAUACACUGUGUGGUUAGUGUUAUGUAGUAUGUUGAGUUGAAGUGGUUCAACAAGUCUUGCAUAAUCAUUCUCCUCUCCUUUUUAUUUUACUUUCAUAUGCCAAUCCUUUUCUCGGCAUCAUAGUUUAAAAAUGAGGAAGGUGUUAUUUAACACAGACAACUACAUACAAUACAGAUCUAUCUUCAGUACUACCUCGCAAGAACAAGAAAUCCACAAUAGUACACGCAAAUAAAUACACAUGAGAAUAUGUUGCUGAAAAUUAUACUUUUUUUCUCAGGAACAUUUUGCAUCCGUGCACAAAGGAGUAUUAAGCUUUGUUACACUUUUGGAUGCUUUAAGUCCAGUGAUACGCAAGUCUGCCUGACAAUGGAUGGUGACGAAGUCUUCUAUGCAAACUUUAAAAACGGGUCUCUGAUUUGGGACAGCAAAAUACCUACAGCCUUCCAUGUUCCAUACGCUUACAGCCAAGCACUUUAUUCCCAACGUCAGUGCAGAGAUUUUGUUCAUGAUGACUGGAAACAACACAAGACAAUUAUGAACACUAAAGCACCACCGGAAAUCAUCAUCUACCCCAGAGAUGAAGUUAUGAAAGAAGAAGACAAUUCCCUCAUCUGCUUAAUCAAAAAGUUCUUUCCCCCUUCUAUCAAAAUAAAGUGGACCAAAAAUGAUAUAGAAGUUAAAGUGGAAGAUCCUUUCAUCAAAUGUUUACCCAAUCCAGAUGGGACAUUUUAUGUUUUCUCCCACCUCGACUUUGUGCCAGAAGACGGUGACAUCUACAGCUGCAGUGUGGAGCAUGAAGCCUUGACGGAGCCUCUGACAAAGCUUUGGGAGGUUCAAACAGAUGAGCCUAGUAAUGGUCCAGAUGUCUUCUGUGGACUUGGCCUCAGUCUUGGAGUUAUUGGAGUUGUUGCAGGAGCAUUCCUGUAUGUAAAAGGAAGGCAGUAUCAGAGUACCCAGAACUCUGCUGGUUAAACCAUUUGUCAUACUUUACAAAGCAUUCUGAUUAUAGUUUAUUUGUAGCAGGCAGUUUCAUGUGACUCCCCCUUUCUUUUGUCUCCUGACAAACCCCAACAGUCCACUAAAGAGUAAGCUAAAAUUCUCAAUAAUCAUAAAAUAAAAUGCCACUAAUA